AACAAAGCCCGAUUAACUAGCAAUAAUUCGCAUAUUGAGAAAACUUAAACUGUAUUCAGCUUCGCUGUGGUAAAGUGCAUGCUCGCGCCAUGCGAAUUCUGUGUUUAGUUGUGAUCCUCUUACGCUGUGGAGCAUCUGGGGAUACAGCUGAGGAUGCGGAGGGCAGAUCAGCGGGAAGCUGGUGGAGUGCAAUACCUCGGCUUUGGACCGACAUGAUAACCAUGAAGGUCAACAUACUCACAGCUGCUCCACUCGAGAUGGCGGCCAAUGCAAUUGAUACUUUGUGCUCCUCCACUUUGCUUAUGGAUAGAGUGCCUCCCCAUAUCACUCCGGAUAUAACAAAAAUGCAUUUUCAGUACAUGACACCAUGCCAAAACUAUAGUGUUCCAUUGUUGGAGGCCUCCAAGCUGUGGAGGCACUCAAGGUUUAGUAAGGGACGCAAAGUGGUGAUUUUGGCCACUGGAUGGACCAACACCGUUAAUGAAUCUUCCGCCAUAUCGAUGGUGUCCAAAGCUUUUAUGUGCCGCGGCGAUGUGAACUUUGUGAUUGUGGAUGCAGCCGACUAUGUUGACACAUUUUACUCCUGGUCGGCACUUAAUACUGACUUAAUUGGCGAGCACAUUGGCGUAGGUCUAACCCAUCUUAUAGAGCUGACGCCAUUGAGAAAUAUUCACUUGAUUGGACAUUCCCUGGGAGCUCAUAUAAUGGGCACUGCUGGACGGACUUUUAAACGGCUAACUGGAAAGUUGAUCCCUAGGAUAACUGGCUUGGAUCCGGCUAAGCCCUGCUUCAGACGGGAAAAUGUCCUGCCGGGAUUAACUCGCGGUGAUGCCAAGUUGGUGGACAUCAUUCACACCAAUAUUGGUAUAUUGGCCAAGCGGGGUCCUUUGGGAGAUGUUGAUUUCUAUCCUGGCGGAGCAAAUCCUAUCCAACCAGGCUGUUUAACCAUUGGCUGUUCCCAUACGCGAGCGGUGGAAUAUUUCGCAGAGAGUGCAUAUCCUCAGCAGGAGAAGAACUUUAUGGGGAACAAAUGCGCUUCUUGGGACAAGCUUCGAAGGAGGGACUGCUCUUCGGAAAUUGUUUCCCCGAUGGGCUAUAAAAUUGAUCCCCAAGCUAGAGGCAUGUACUACGUAGAUGUCAAUGGUUGGCCACCUUAUGGGCGAAACUCAAAAAAUAACAUCGAUCCUAGGCUAAGAACUUGCUAUCUGUGUCAGACUUGAUUUUAGAAACUCUACCAAGAAAAUAUAAGCCCUGAUAGUACAUAAAUUAUAUAAAUAUGUUCAAAAAAUCA
Molecule: messenger RNA, 1291 nt
Organism: Drosophila ficusphila
Lineage: Eukaryota; Metazoa; Arthropoda; Insecta; Diptera; Drosophilidae
Product: vitellogenin-1
Exons: 4
Coding region: 90-1220 (376 amino acids)
Molecular function (GO): lipase activity
Source: RefSeq, a predicted model, not a curated record